Diachasma alloeum is the source of this 867-nucleotide messenger RNA. It is a transcript of the gene Ppib, whose product is annotated as peptidyl-prolyl cis-trans isomerase B. Gene Ontology annotation, molecular function: peptidyl-prolyl cis-trans isomerase activity. The record is from RefSeq and is a predicted model, not a curated record. Bases 85 to 705 code for a protein of 206 amino acids. Gene Ontology annotation, cellular component: intracellular membrane-bounded organelle. The transcript is spliced from 4 exons. Lineage: Eukaryota; Metazoa; Arthropoda; Insecta; Hymenoptera; Braconidae. Gene Ontology annotation, biological process: protein peptidyl-prolyl isomerization; protein folding.
GGUGCGAGCCACGCGGCACAAAGCAUCCGACUGUCUAUCUGUUACAAUCACCCCUAUCGUGUUUUAACCAAUUAAGGGGUAACAAUGCGCUCCUUAAUUUGUUUUGUUGGUGCAUUUGCGUUAUUGUCUGUUGUUAUUGCUGAAAAGCCAGCAAACGGUCCAAAAGUAACGGAUAAGGUCUGGUUUGAUAUUAAGAUUGGUGAUGAAGAUGUUGGAAGGAUUGAGAUUGGACUUUUUGGCAAGACUGUUCCAAAAACUGCCAAGAACUUUGCUGAGUUGGCGAAAAAGCCAAAAGGUGAAGGUUACAAAGGCAGCAAAUUCCAUCGUGUCAUAAAAGACUUUAUGAUCCAGGGAGGUGACUUCACCAAAGGCGACGGCACUGGAGGUCGUAGCAUUUAUGGAGAUCGUUUCCCCGACGAGAACUUCAAGCUCAAGCACUAUGGAGCAGGUUGGUUGUCCAUGGCUAAUGCUGGAAAGGACACAAAUGGAUCUCAAUUCUUCAUCACUACAAAAGCUACUACCUGGCUGGAUGGCAGACACGUGGUUUUCGGAAAGGUUCUCAAAGGAAUGAACAUCGUAAGGAAGAUCGAAAAUACUAAGACUGAUGGUCGUGAUAAGCCUACUAAAGAGGUUAUCAUUGUCGAUUCAGGAGUUGAAGAGGUACCAGAGCCAUUUGCAGUCUCCAAGGAGGACGCCACUGAUUAAAGAUGUACCAUUAGAUAUGGAUGCGCCUUUAUUUACGAUUUUUAACAGUUCUAUUUUUAUAUUCAAAAAAAGUAUUAAAAAUAGCACAAAGAAGUUGCAGUAAAUUUCUUUUUUUGUACAGAGCCAUUCGAUUUAACUCAAUAAAAAAGCUGACUAAAAAUA